UUUGAUAAUACAUAAAUUUAAAACUACAGAUAAAAACAAAUUAAGUAAUAAUAUGUUAACUAGAGUAUAAAUUAUAGUUUAUAUACUCUUUUUCUCUACUCAACUUUGUAGUAAAUAGCUGCCAGCGCCUACUGCCUGCGCCCUGCGGACUGCCUUAAAAUUAAAUUUGCAAGUUGAGUUUCAAAUUUCAAUUAACUAUUUUUAUUUACGUAUUUAAAUGGUAGAAGAGAAUUCUAACCUUUACAAUGUCUAGUAUAUCUAAAAGAAGAAAAGAAGGGUCAAGAGGCAAUAUAAAGAGCAUGGGAGACCACCAGGAAUUUUUGAAAAGGAUAUCUAAGACCUUAUACUAUGGGCAGUUACCCACUCUAUCCAGCUUGAGCCUUCCAGUCACAGAAAUAUCAUGUGAGGUGUGGUCAAUGGCACAAAGAGGACACUCUGUUCGGCGGCUGCACGCAGACCAGGCAGCAAGCAUUGCUCGUUCUGCCUGUGUUUCACCGUGUGCACUUGUUCUUGCAAUCCUGUAUUUAGAGCGACUUAAACUUUGUAAUCCUGACUACUUAACUGCAACUUCUCCGGCUGAUCUCUUUCUAGUCUCUUUGAUGGUUAGUAACAAGUUUCUCCAAGACGAUGGUGAAGAUGAUGAAGUGAUAUGUUCAGAAUGGGCUGCCUCAGGAGGGCUUGACCUUCAUCAACUGAACAAACUUGAGGCAGACUUUCUGAAUGCUAUUGAAUGGAAUUUAUACAUUAAUGAAAAAACAUUUGAAAGUGGACUUUUAUGGCUCGAGAGACAAGUGGCAAUGAAGCAGGCUUUGAUGAGAGGGUUUUUUACAUAUACUGAUCUUGCAGUUACAUGCAACAAAACUUUGAUGAGUGAGCUGAUGAAGUCAGUCGGCUGUGCCUGCUUUACUCUUACCUUUAGUUAUUUGAGCAGUUUUAUAACUUUAGUCACUUCAACUUUGGUCGUAUCAAAUGUUUGGCUUCCAACUCUAGAAUCUGUCGUGGCCAGAGGAAGCAUUGCAACCGAUAUUUCGUCCCACUCGAUAUCUUCUACCGACAUGUAUUUACAACCGGAACUUUUUAAUACUACUUUAGCACAAAUUGCUGAAAUUAUUGUUGAGGAAAAUGUUAAUUCACAAUUUAUAAAGUGUUGUGUGAACUGGCAAAAGUAUCAAGAUAAAAGGGAAACCAAGAAGAAUUGGUAUUGGGGUGUUGUUGCAUAUGAUUUUAAAACAUUUCAAACAUGGUGGUCUAAAACAUCUGUUUUGAAUUGGCUGUAUCAAAGUUCCUUUAUUAAUCCUAUACAAAGGUGGUUAGAGAAUAUAAAUAAAUAUGCAGAUUUUAUACAAGACAACCUAGAGAGCGAGAAUAAAUCGAGGAAACAAUGUAAAGAUACUUUUAUGAAGGUUAGUGAAAAGGGGUACUGCUUCCAAGAACGUCUCAACUAUAGCAAACUUAAUAUUUUUACAACAUCCAUGUCCGACCGAUAAAAUAUUUCUUUUUCAUUAUUUUAAUGUCUAAUUGGUUGGUGGCCACAAUUUCAACUUACAAAAUAAAUCGAAUACGACUUUAA
Messenger RNA from Pieris napi, 1570 nucleotides. Its product is annotated as protein CNPPD1. Gene Ontology annotation, molecular function: protein kinase binding; cyclin-dependent protein serine/threonine kinase regulator activity. The record is from RefSeq and is a predicted model, not a curated record. NCBI's taxonomy places the organism in Eukaryota, Metazoa, Arthropoda, Insecta, Lepidoptera, Pieridae. The coding region runs from base 246 to 1487 and encodes 413 amino acids. Gene Ontology annotation, biological process: regulation of cyclin-dependent protein serine/threonine kinase activity. The transcript is spliced from 5 exons. Gene Ontology annotation, cellular component: nucleus; cyclin-dependent protein kinase holoenzyme complex.